Molecule: messenger RNA, 510 nt
Organism: Paramuricea clavata
Lineage: Eukaryota; Metazoa; Cnidaria; Anthozoa; Malacalcyonacea; Plexauridae
Source: the annotation of a GenBank genome assembly
AUGGAUGUGCAUACCUUUAAGGUCUAUGUUACGGAGACCGAGAAUUUCCUGACAAAAUUGGAGCCCGUUAAACCAUCGUACAACAAACCCUCCGGAACCUUCAUCAACACUUUACCCUUUGAUUACCAUUCCAGUUCCUACUUUUGUUCCCUAGCGGCAUGUUAUGUUGCUAUGUUUAAGUCCGGUAUUUCCGAGGAUCACCUUACGAACAAUUUUCCCAAUUCACACUCCAACAUAGUAACCUCCAUUGUUCGUUUCCACCUCCAUUUCCACCUAUCGAGAUUCAUGCGUAACCCCAAUCUAUUAGACCAGUACCUUACAAGUGAUGAUAAGAGAACCAUCAGAAAGUAUACACCCGUACGUGAGACAUGGGUUAGGAGGACCGUCGCUUCCCACGCAAACCUUGGAACAUGGUAUUACGGCUUACCCGUGAGUGAACAGAAAAGAAUACGGCGUCAGAAGUAUCAUCAGACCAAAUACGGGGGCACAUUAUCGAACAUGAAUACCUGA